AUGGUGUUAUUCCCCGCCGUGCUCUACUACCCAUACACAGGCAAGGUGCACAUCCACCUCAUGGACCUGGACGAGCCCGUGCGGGUGACCCUCCACCUGGCAAGCAGCCACGGCGUCCCCAAUGUUACCCUGGAGGAGCAGGGCAGUGAUAUCCUCCAGCUGAACUGGCCCUGCUUCUCCAACAUUUCUACCCCUCCUGCAAGGAUCUAUGAGGUCGCGCAUCUUCACGUCUCCAUCCAGGGAGGUUCCCUGCAGGUCUCUGAGCAGAAGAAAGUCCUGGUGAAAGGCCUGGAGCUGGGGACCUUGGUGCAGACAGACAAGGAUGUCUACAAGCCUGGACAAACCGUGAAGUUUCGAAUUGUCCAUUUGGAUCAAAACUUCAUUCCCAGCAACAGGGAGCUUCCCUUGGUGGCCGUGCAGGAUCCCUACAGAAAAUGCGUGGCAGAGUGGCGGGACGUGAGCCUGCGGCAGGGCAUCGUGGACCUAUCCUUCCCGCUGGCUGCAGAACCUGCCCUGGGCACGUAUGUCAUCCAGGUGGAGGGGAAGAGCCAUUCCUUCAGCGUGAAGGACUAUGGGCCGCCCCACUUUGAACUGCUGAUCCAGCUGCCCCGUGUUGUGACAGUGAAGGACGAGAAGAUCCCACUGGACGUCUGUGGGUGGUACCCGUCCGGGAAAACUUUCCGGGGAAUGGCUGAGGCCAGGCUGUGCCAGUCCCACAAACAUAUUUUACCAGAGGAAUCUGCGAGGAUCUGUGCUGAGUUUAGGGGCCAGACAGGGAGGAACGGCUGCUUCUCCACCAAGGUGCCGGUGGCUUCCUUCAACCUGACCGCCUUGCACUACGAGAAUCAGCUCUAUGCCUAUGCAUCGCUGCUGGAGGAGGGGACCGGGAUGUCGCGUACAGCGAUCAAAAGCUGUGUGAUUGUGUAUGAAGUGGCCACGAUCACCUUUGAAAACACCGAUAAAUUCUACAAGCCUGGGAUUCCCUACACUGGGACGGGUGAGCUCAAGGAUGACCCUCCAGCCUCAGAGCAUGAAGGAAGGGAGUAUCUCAACUACAGAAGUGUCACUCGCUACCUGUAUCCCUCCUCUUCGGAUAGCAAAAGUUUCCUGAAGAUCGGCAGGCUGGAAAAGAAGCUGCUCUGCGGCCAGUCCCAGCAGCUUGGGGUGGAUUACUUGUUUGAUAAGAAGACCAUGGGGACUGAGCUGCAAAGUCUGGAUGUGGUCUUCCUGGUCCUGGCCAAGGGGACCAUUGCCACCGUCCUCAGGAAAGAGGUGCCUGCAGAGGCUGGGCUGAGAGGCUUCUUCUCCCUGGAGCUGCCCAUCGGCCCCGAGCUGGCACCCACAGCCAAGGUGCUGGGCUACGCGGUGCUGCCCAAUGGUGAGAUGGUGGCUGACAGCACCAAGCUCCAGGUGGCCAAGUGCUUCCCUAGCAAGGUGAAUCUGUCCUUCUCAGAGCAGAGGGCUCUGGUGGGCUCACGGCUCCACCUGAAGGUGGAAGCUGCCCCAGGGUCAUUGUGUGCCAUCCGCAUCGUGGAUCAACGCAUGUGGUCCUCCAGUCUCAAGGUCAAGCUCAACCCCAGCACGGAUGCAGGUUUGAAAACUGUCACCAAUGCUCAGCUGGGCUGUGCACCAAACAUCCACUUCCAAAGCCCUUUAUACCCCCAAGAAGCAGGACUGGAGAAGGAUAAGCAGGCCGGUGUCAUGCUGGACAGAGGGAUGCAGGUGGAUUUCCUGGGGACAUGGCUGUGGGAGCUGGUCCCUGUGGGGGAGGGGGGCUCUGCAGAGGUGAUGGUGACAGUGCCCGAUGCCAUCACUGAGUGGAAAGCCGGGAUGUUCUGCACGUCCCCGUUGGGCUUGGGGCUGGCCCCCAUCAUCAGCCUCACGGCCUUCAAGCCCUUCUUUGUGGAGCUGGCGCUGCCCUACGCUGUGGUCCGCCACGAAGCCUUCACCCUCGUGGCCACUGUCUUCAACUACCUGCAGCAGUGCCUGCGGGUUCAGGUGACGCUGGCGGAGUCGGCGGAGCUGGAGGUGUUGGCGGGCACAGGCAGGGUGUACAGAGGCUGUGUCUGUGCAGAUGAAGAGAGGACCUUCCAGUGGAGCGUGCGAGCCACCAGCCUGGAGAAGGUGAAUGUCACCGUCAUCGCCGAGGCCCUGCGCUCUGAGAAGCUCUGCGGCACUGAGAUGCCGGUGGUGCCAGCCCAGGGGCACACGGACACCGAGACAAAACUCGUGAUGGUGCAGGUUCAUGCUGGAUCCCUCUGCCAACCCUUGUUUGCUUGCUGGGUGGAAAGCAAAGAUCUCUUUUUAGAGCCUGCAGCAGAGCAGACGCAGGUCUACAGCAACCCAACACCUGGAGAAGGAGGCUGUGGCCGUCCCCGACAUCCACUUGCAGCUGGAGCCAUGAAGACCCCAGCUGCCCUGCCCGUCCUGCUGCUCCUCAUCCCGUACCUCACAGCUGGGGCGUCUGCAGCACCGAGUUAUGUGGUCACGUCCCCAGCUGUCAUCUACCACCCCCACACAGCGAUGCUGUGGGUCCAUCUCAGUGGCCUUCAGAAGCCCGUCCAGGUGACCGUCCAGCUGCAGAGUGCAGACAGGACCCAUGACAUCACACUGCUGGAAAGGAAGGUCCAGGAGCCUCAUCUGUACCUGAACAUCACCUUCCCUGCUCCAGCCCCCACCAAAGGGAAGGAGGAAAUCGUAGAUCUGCACGUCUCAAUCCAAGGAGAUUCUCUGGCUGUCUCCAAGAAGAAGAAGGUGAUGCUGAGAGCCCUGGAGCCUGGGAUCUUCAUACAGACAGACAAAGCUGUCUACAAGCCUGGACAGCAAGUGAAGUUUCGAGUUGUCUCUUUGGAUAAAGACUUCACUCCCAGCAAUAAGAAGCUGCCCCUUGUGGUCCUGAAGGAUCCCAGUGGGAACCGCAUCGCGCAGUGGCGGGAGGUGAGCCCACAGCAGGGCAUCACGGAUUUGUCCCUCCCGCUGGCUGCAGAGCCGGCCCUGGGCACGUACAUCAUCGAGGUGGAGGGGAAGAGCCAUUCCUUCAGUGUGGAGGAAUAUGUGCUGCCCAAGUUUGAGGUGACCAUUGAUCUCCCCGCCGUGGUGCUGGAAAAGGACAAGAAGUUCCAGGUGGAGAUUUGUGGACGGUACACCUACGGGAAGCCUGUCCAGGGGAAGGUCCAGGCCAGCUUGUGCCAGUCCUUCAGGUACAUCGGGAUCCUGUACAGCCUUAAUAGUGCCCUCCAGAGAGAGAAUUGCAUCGAGGUUAGCGGGCAGACUGAGAAGAAUGGCUGCUUUUCAGCAGAGGUUUUGUUGACCGCCUUCAACCUUACCAGCUCCACCCAUGAGAAGCAACUCCAAGUCGAGGCAUUGCUGGUGGAGGAUGGGACAGGGCUGGAGAUGAAAAAUACCAAGAGCUGCAAGAUUUUACCUGAAAUCCUCACUGUCACCUUUGAAAACACUGAUGAUUUCUACAAGCCCGGCAUCCCCUACACUGGGACGAUGCUGCUGAAGGGAGCCAGCGGCGCCGUGCUGCCGCAGAAGCAGCUCUUGCUUGUCGUUAGCCAGCAAGGAAAAGAUACGAGACAGACCUUCCUGACAGACAGAUCUGGGAGAGCCUCCUUUGAGCUGGAGACCUCUGGUUGGAGUGGCACCGUCCACCUGCGUGGUCAAGUCAAGGAGACAGCUCACACCCAGAACGACGGCUCGACACCCAUCUACCAAAAUGCUUACUUGUACCUCGUCCCCUUCUCUUCGGCGAGCAGGAGCUUCCUGCGGAUCCGGCGGUUGGAGAGCGAGCUGCCCUGUGGCCAGCCCCAGCAGCUCUGGGUGGACUAUCUCUUCAGCAAGGAAGCCUUGGGGACUAAGCUGGAGAGCCUGGAUGUGGUCUUCCUGGUCCUGGCCAAGGGGACCAUUGCCACCGUCCUCAGGAAAGAGGUGCCUGCAGAGGCUGGGCUGAGAGGCUUCUUCUCCCUGGAGCUGCCCAUCGGCCCCGAGCUGGCACCCACAGCCAAGGUGCUGGGCUAUGUGGUGCUGCCCAACAGCGAGAUGGUAGCUGACAGCACCGAGCUCAAAGUGGCCAAGUGCUUCCUCAAGAAGGUGAAGAUGGCUUUUUCGGAAGACAGGGCUCUGCCCGGCUCGGCGCUGCAGCUGGAGCUGGAGGCUGCCCCAGGGUCCCUGUGUGCCGUCCGCGCCGUGGACCGCAGCGUGCUGCUCUUGAAGCCCGAGGCUGAGCUCAACACGGAGGUGAACGCAGCACUGAAGCUUUUCACCAAUGCCAAGACCAGAGAUGUUUGCGAAAAGAGGUUCAGCUUGCCCGAGGUGCUGGGUUCCCAAGGUCCCAGAGGUGGCUUUAGAUCCUAUGUGACCUCUGUGAGGGAAGAAACCGUCCCACAAGUAAUGUACAGUGUUGCCUCAGAAGUAAUGGACGUUGGUAUCCCAGUCGUCGCUGUCCAGGAAGAGCCACCAGCACCCCGGACGUAUUUCCCAGAGACAUGGCUGUGGGACCUGGUCCCCGUGGGGGAGGGGGGCUCCACGGAGAUGACGGUGACAGUGCCCGACGCCAUCACUGAGUGGAAAGCCGGGAUGUUCUGCACGUCCCCAUUGGGCUUGGGGCUGGCCCCCACCAUCAGCCUCACGGCCUUCAAGCCCUUCUUCGUGGAGCUGGCGCUGCCCUACGCUGUGGUCCGCCACGAAGCCUUCACCCUCGUGGCCACUGUCUUCAACUAUCUGCGGCAGUGCCUGCGGGUUCAGGUGACGCUGGCGGAGUCGGCGGAGCUGGAGGUGUCGGCGAGCACAGACGAGGUGUACGGUGGUUGUAUCUGUGCAGACGAAGCGAGGACUUUCCGGUGGGGCGUGCGAGCCACCAGCCUGGGGGAGGUGAACAUCACCGUCAGCACCGAGGCCCUCAGCUCCGAGGAGCUCUGUGGCAACGAGACGCCCGUGGUGCCGGCCCAGGGGCGCGUGGACACCGUGAUAAAGCCCUUGCUGGUGCAGCCUGGGGGGAUCCUGGUGGAGAAGGCGCACAACUCCCUGCUCUGCCAGGAAGGUAGGACUGCUGCUGAAGAAAUCUCCCUGGAGGUUCCUGCAAACAUCUUGGAGGGCUCCCAGCGAGCCCACGUCACUGUGAUGGGUGACAUCAUGGGCAACGCUCUGCAGAACCUGGACCACCUCCUGGCCAUGCCCUAUGGCUGUGGGGAGCAGAACAUGGUUCGCUUCGCCCCCAACAUCUACAUCCAGCAGUACCUGGAGAAGAGCGGGCAGCUGCACCCCGACAUCCGUGCCAAGGCACAGGGCUUCCUGCAGAGUGGGUACCAGCGAGAGCUGCUCUUCAAACAUGAUGAUGGCUCUUACAGCGCCUUCGGGAAGAGUGAUCCCACGGGCAAUACCUGGUUGACAGCAUUUGUCCUCAAGUCCUUCGGGCAAGCCAGAGCCUACGUGGCCAUUGAGGAACGGCACAUCCAGGAUGCGCUGCACUGGCUGCAGAAGCAGCAGCGGCAGACAGGUUGCUUCCGCAGUGUGGGAAAGCUCUUCAACAACGCCCUACAGGGAGGCGUCUCGGACGAGCUCUCGCUGUCGGCUUAUGUCACGGCUGCGAUGCUGGAGCUGGGGCUCUCCCCAACGGACCCGAAGGUGAGCUCAGCCCUGCAGUGCCUGAAGGCUUCGGCCACGGACAACCCCUACACGCUGGCGCUGCUCGCCUACGUCUUCGGGCUGGCGGGGCACAGGGAGCAGCAGCAAGUCCAGCUGCAGAGGCUGGCCCGGCACAACGUCAGCGCAGGGGGGGAGCUCUACUGGCAGAUGAAGGGGAAGGCUCUGGUCCCCUCGCAGCCCUCCUGGGCUGUCGCCGCACCGUCGGAGGUGGAGAUGACCGCCUACGUCCUCCUGGCCUACCUCUCCCAGCCCCAAGUGUCCUCUGCCGACCUGGUGACUGCUUCCCAAAUCGUCCGCUGGCUCAGCAAACAGCAAAACCCCUAUGGGGGCUUCGCCUCCACGCAGGACACGGUGGUGGCCCUGCAAGCCCUGGCCAAGUACGCCGCCCUGACAUACAGCAGCAAUGGGGACUUCACUGUGACGGUGACGUCCCCGACGGGCACCACGCAGGACUUUGUGCUGCACAACAGCAACCGGCUGGUGCUGCAGCGGGUGGAUCUGCAUCAGCUGCCUGGUACCUACGGGGUGCGAGCCCACGGGCAGGGCUGCGCCCUGGUGCAGGUGACCCUGCGCUAUAACACGCCACCCCCUCCGAGUGCGGGGACGUUUGACCUCCGCGUGGAGACAGAGCCUGGGGAGUGCACGGUGGAUGCCCGCGCCCGAUUCCGCCUCGUCCUCCGGGCACGGUACACAGGGGAGCGUCCCACCACCAACAUGGUUGUCAUCGAGGCCAAGCUGCCAUCUGGCUACAUCCCGGACAAGAGCUCCAUGGUGGAGAUGAAGAGGCAGAAGCUGGUGAAGAAGGUGGAGGUGCAGCUCGACCAGGUGACGAUUUACCUGGACCAGCUGACAAAGGAGAAGGAGGAGAUCUUCGCCUUCACCGCCACGCAGGACUUCCCAGUGAGCAACCUCCAGCCCGCCACCGUGACGCUGUAUGACUACUAUGAGACAGGUGACCGCACAGAUGCUGCCUACAGUGCACCUUGCAGUUCAGGUAGGGGCCAAACCUGA
This is a messenger RNA of Haliaeetus leucocephalus (bald eagle), 6657 nucleotides long. Its product is annotated as alpha-2-macroglobulin-like protein 1. Bases 1 to 6657 code for a protein of 2218 amino acids. Gene Ontology annotation, cellular component: extracellular region. Lineage: Eukaryota; Metazoa; Chordata; Aves; Accipitriformes; Accipitridae. The transcript is spliced from 52 exons. The record is from RefSeq and is a predicted model, not a curated record. Gene Ontology annotation, molecular function: endopeptidase inhibitor activity.